Molecule: messenger RNA, 453 nt
Organism: Octodon degus (degu)
Lineage: Eukaryota; Metazoa; Chordata; Mammalia; Rodentia; Octodontidae
Product: FUN14 domain-containing protein 1-like
Exons: 1
Coding region: 1-453 (150 amino acids)
Biological process (GO): autophagy of mitochondrion
Cellular component (GO): mitochondrial outer membrane
Source: RefSeq, a predicted model, not a curated record
AUGGCGUCCCGGAACCGCCCUCCCCAAGACUAUGAAAGUGAUGACGACUCUUACGGAGGGUUGGAUUUAACAGCGUACGCGAGAAGACGCCACUGGUGGAAUCGAUCGGGACCUAUGGUAGAAAAAUACUCGGUGGCCACCCAGAUGGCGAUGGGUGGCGUGACUGGCUGGUGCGCAGGGUUUUUAUUCCGGAAAGUCGGAAAACUUGCAGCGACGGCGGUAGGUGGCGGUUUCCUUCUCCUCCAGAUUGCCAGUCACAGUGGCUAUGUUCACAUCGACUGGAAGAGAGGUGAAAAAGAUGCAGACAAAGUAAAAAGACAAAUUAAGAAACGAGCAAAGAAAGCAGCACCUGAAGUCAACAGAGUCAUGGAGGAAGCAACAGAAUUUAUGGAACAGAACAUGGUGAUAUCCAGUGGAUUCGUGGGAGGGUUUUUGCUCGGCCUUGCGUCUUGA